Messenger RNA from Trichoplusia ni (cabbage looper), 5834 nucleotides. RefSeq names its product serine/arginine repetitive matrix protein 2-like. The transcript is spliced from 6 exons. The record is from RefSeq and is a predicted model, not a curated record. The coding region runs from base 333 to 3350 and encodes 1005 amino acids. NCBI's taxonomy places the organism in Eukaryota, Metazoa, Arthropoda, Insecta, Lepidoptera, Noctuidae. Gene Ontology annotation, molecular function: phosphotyrosine residue binding.
UUCGCGUAUAGCGUUUGAGUAGUGUUGUCAGUCUACAGUUGGACUCGUCAAGUAACCGAACCGUCCUAGGCGUUAAUAUCGCAGGGUUUACUGCCAAGCGCCUAGACUUUACACAUAAUUGGUGUGAUAAGCUAUAGUUGUAACAAACAUUUCGUGUACUAAGAACAAGAACGAGUUUGUGUGAAAGUGUAGGACUAGUUUUGUAGCCUGUGUGUGUGCGUGUCCGUAGUGAAACGGUCGAUAAAGUUGGUGAUCGUUCUGUGCUAUUUGUGGAUUCCUUACAUACUAACUGUUGGAUUUGUUUUGUGAUAAGUUGGAUUAAUGAUUUGACAAUGCCGUCGAAUAAGAAGCUGAUUUCUAAAAUGCGCCAGAUCGCGCAGUGGAUCUUGGUUGUACAUGUGGUUGAAUUCAUAGAAGCAUACUGCACACCUCGUGACACAGCCCGCCGCUCCCCACAACGCAGCCGCCGCUCCCGAGAGCCACGUCGUUCGCCUGAAGCCACCAGAUGGCGUUACGACUCCCGCCGCACAAACUACGAUUUUGACUCGUGCCGGCGUCCAUACGAAUACGAGAGUCGAAGGAAUUACGGACGAGAGUUUGACGGGGAUUCAGGGAGACGAGCAGAGUUUGACGCGGGGUCAGCGAGACGACGCGCGGAUUACGAGUCCGCAAGAAGGACCGACUUUGAUUUGUCGGCGCCGAGCGUGUCGAGGCGCAGUCCUGAAAGUGCCCCUGAGGGCUCAGUCGAGUCUCCGCCAGAGCCGGCCCCAGCAGCGCCACUAAGACACGAGAAACAGUCCAGACACAGAUCUCAACCAUACUACGAAUCUGAAUCAUCUUCAGAAGAUCGCUCAUCGUCAUCAGAGGAGGACGAAGACGAAUUUGGCGAGUUCGAUCCUUUCGCUACAGCACCUUCUCUACAUUCCCCGGACAGCGGACGCUCAGACCCGCGAUACGCUAACGCCCCUCGCAGGAACCCAAGCCCGUACUAUUACGGUGAUCUGUUCAAGACACCUCAACAACAGGCAACCCCAUCGGCUCCCACCAUUUCUACGACGUCUUCAUCUCGGGGCCCUCGGUACCGAAAAUCAGCUAGUCUUGACGCUCCACACGUGGCCCCACGACCUAAUUUACCCAAAAGAUUCUCAGUCGCUGAAGAUGGUUUCCGUGAGCUAGAGCGGUCAUCAUCUUCGUCCGGUGAGAGCGCGUGGAUGCCGCCGAGGCGUCGCGGGCGCGACGCGGCCGGCUGCGUGUGCGCCGCGCCCGAAGAUGUAGAGGAGCAUCGUCCUUCUCGAAGCGUCUUUUACGUGCCGGCGCCGCUGCCCCGCUGGCCGCAAGAGAUGACCACCAGACAGAUCUACGAAACAGCCUUUGACUGCAAAAUUGCACGAUCAGAUGAUGACUUGGAUGACUUUGACAGAGUCAGCAACCACCCUGCUCUUUUGCAGGCUGAAGAUCGAAAAGUCAUUUCAUCUGCGUCAUCGGCUUUUGAAGCUGUUGAACGCGGUGAGCCAGAUUAUAAAGGUCGUCGUAAGGUGACUAUGAAGACAGACAGUGUCCGUCGCUCUAAAAUACCAACAAUCCGUCAAAAGCGAGAGAAUGAAACCAACGCCUGUGCCUUGUCAGAGGAAUUAGAAAAGGUUCACAUUGAAGAAGAUGGGCGUACAGCGUCAACAUCUCAGUUGCCACUACGCGGUUAUACUCCAUCGCCACCAUCAACGGCACCCUUGCCCACUAAGUUUCAACAGAAAGACGGCUCUGCAAUGAAUAGUAUUAAGAGUGCUCCAAACUUGCCUCAAUCGCAGCCUGCACACCCUCGUCUGAAGGACCUGAGACUACCUGUAAAGUCGUUGCGUGCUCGAGACACGCCUACAAGUAGUGAUGCUAGUAUGGCUGACGUUAAAGGAUCCGUCUCAACAGAACUUGACCUAGGACAACGUCUUAGGGAUUCGAGUCGCGAAUCUCGCGAUGGUGAUGAUGAAGGGGGGCAAUCAAAAGACGGUAUUUUUUUAGAGAUUAAGGGCCGGCCCACUUCCGAUUCUGACACACCUGAAAUGAAUCGGUACACGGGGCCAAAGGGGGUCGGCCCUAUAAUGGAGUUUAAGGGAAGGCCUACAGCAGUACGUCCGCGGCGUAAAUACUCUAGCACAGAAAGCAUGGCUACGAGUAGCAGCGGAGGCAGUAUGGAAUCACUGAGGAGUAGUAAUAGCGAAGGUGACAGGAGUAGUAGUAGUUCUGAAAGCCGCCACUCCUCUUCGCUAAGUUCACACAGCUCCGAUUCGGGAAACGUGCCAUUCACUAAGUCACACCAUCACAUGCAACUGUCGGGGUUUGGGCACCACCCAGCUAAGCUGCACAUUUUAAGCCCAAUAUCCGAUAAAUCAUCUCAAGAGCCUGCGUCAGAGACAUCCGACAACAACAAAAAUAAUAACUCGCAAAAAGUGUCCCCUGAAGACGGUGAAACUGGAAACACAACAAUUCAAACCACAGUCGAAAUCGUUGCCAAGCCAAAACGAAGGGCUUUACAAAACAGGAACCUGUUGAACUUAACAUUCAGACACUCAACAACUGGCGAUGCGGAAAUUCAGGGCUCUGACAGCGGCAUAUCGAUUCAUUCAAGAGAAGGUGUGGACUCCCGAAAUGCAUUCAUUAAUUUCAAAAAUAGUAAUACGGAAGAAGAACGUAAAGAUGAAGAUGUUGAUCUGUCUGAUCUUCCUUUCGACAUGCCCAAGUUGAGGAGACGAAAGGCUGAAGCCGAAGCCGACCUACGAUCCUUGCCAUUUGAUAUGCCUAAACUGCGUCGGAAAUUACGCGGGCAGUCAUUACAGUUGAAUAACGACUUUGGAGGGGCAAUAUCCAAUGCCUCCUCUAGCCAAAGCGUACAAGAUUUAAAUCAAGGAAACAAACACAAACCCAAUCUGAAGUUGAAUUUUGAUAGCGGCAGCGCUGGUUCUGGCAGUUCUAAGGGACUGCAUUUAAAUUUGGGACCUAUUGCUCCGCCUCGAGAUCUCGUUGACGCUUCCCUCCCACUUGACCGACAAGGGUGGUACCACGGGACCUUAUCGCGCGUUGAAGCCGAAAGUUUAUUAAGGGAUGCGGAUGAGGGCGCCUUUUUAGUUCGAAACAGUGAAUCUGCAAAACACGACUAUUCACUAAGUUUAAAGUCCACACGUGGUUUUAUGCAUAUGCGCAUAUGCCGUAGUACUGAUGGCUACACUUUAGGGGGUGCAGCAACGGCGUUCCCCUCAGUGCCAGCCCUGAUGCGACACUACGUCACAGCUCAGAGGCUCCCAGUCCGAGGCGCGGAACACAUGGCACUGUCCACGCCCCUGCCAGCAGUCCUACUCUGAACAUCCCAAAUGGAACCAAGGGAUUUUAAUUUGAACGAGCCGUCACGAAUGAUCGGCUCGAAGUUCGGAAAGGUGUAAAUAUGCAGCCGUCGGAAAACCAAGGUGUGAUUAUUUAUUGUUUAUGCUGAUGAAAGCACAAGAGAAAGAGACGUUAGAUUUAGGAACCCAGUGACUAAUACCAAAGAGUUAGGAAUGUUUUUGCUAAAAAAACUGGCUUAUAUUAUUAUUUUUUGUAUUCGCUCAGGUAGCAAUGUAAUUAUGCUAGUCCAGAAUAUCGCAGCCACAUAAUAAUAUACAUAAAUAUGUUAUUUAUUCGCAUAUAAUCAUUUUUGCAUAACUUAAUAUAUAAAGAACUGUGUAACGAAAUAGGUACUUAUUUUGUCUUGCUUCGUAUUACUCAUUCAUUGUUUAUACAUUGAUACCGUAUAUCUUUUAUUAAUCAGUGUUUAAUAUAUGUAUAUUGUACGUUUGUUUGAUAUUGACGCAAACGAUGAUAUUUAGUAGUUAUAAUGCGUGAUAAUAACUUUUGAAAACAUUUUGCAAUGAAUCAUAAAAUACACUUAUGUGACCUCUGUAUUCAUUUGCUGUCAUGGCCUAAGCUUAUUUAGUAUACUAACGACUUAAUCUUUACCCCUGUGGAUAAAGACGUCUAUAGCCAUAAAGGAAAUAUUGUUCUCAUAUCGAACAUUACUUAACGUAUUAAAUAAGUUUCAAAAUAUAGAAAUAUUCCUUUGUUUUUGAAAACAUUGACUUUUAUCACGAUGAUACUUAAUUUAGUUGUUGUAAUCGAGAAACGCUUGUCAUAAUUUAGAUUCAGAAAUCACGUAGAUACAGGUGUGAAAAAUAACGCCUGCAUAUAAAUUGGUUUUAACGCAAUGACUCACUGUAUAAACAUUCAACUUUAUAUUAAAAACGCGUUAAAUGCUUACGCAAACUAUAAAACGUAUUCAGCAAGGUUAAAAACAAAUCACAUUGCAAAUGGUGGAAUAUUUAUGUAGCAAACAUCAAAUAGGUGGGUAUAGUUGUCACAGCGACAAGUACGUAUAGAAUUCUAACCUUAACUGUAUUAAAACAAGGUUGAGUUUUGUAGAUCGUGUAGACCAUGAGUCAUAAGCACGUGGGUCGGAUUGACACGAAAAUAAUAUCGAUUUAGUACAAAUUUGUACGGACUAGACUUGAUGUCAGUUUAACUUUUAUACACUGUAUCAGUAUGUCAAACUUAGAUUUUAGUACUACUUAUUUAUAUCAAACCGAAAGUGUGAAGGUUCGUUUAAAAAUGUGCCCAUAUCCCGCCCGGUUGCAAAGUUUUAAAUACUCAGACUGUCUGGAUGUCACAUUAUUAAACGAAGCGAUUACACUCACAAAUAAUUGGCCAACUUAAAACGAUAUUAAUAGUAAUUUUGAUAUAGCUUUCGUACUAUAGUUAAAUAAGCUAAUCAUGUUAAUAACGGCACAUAACAAUAUAAUGUAAGAUCAUAGAUGAAGAUUGCACAUGUUAUGUAACUCUCACAUGAUGACUUAUUUAUAUUUUUUGUUAAUUAGAACUUAAGUAGUGUAACGGGAUGGAUUAUGGGGCCCUCAGUAACGGAUAGUUUUAGUUCCUCUUUCAUGUAUCACUUGGUAGUCACAACGACAUGUUCGCCAGCCAGUGGUUACUAAUGAACGAUGGUCUAGCAGCUAUAUUUAAUAGAUUCUUCUGUGAUUUUGUGUUUAAUACAAUAAAAGCCAAAAAAAUGUUGUGUAUUAUAAUGUUAAGUUCAUCGUAUUUAUUGUGUAACGCAUAUUAUUAUUCAUGCUAACUGUAUGUUCUCAUUUAUCUAAUAAUGUACAACAAGAUCUCAUGAUAACCUCUUCUGGAUGGUUCAGUUACCUUAGUGUUAAUUUUGAUUGAUUUGUACCUGAUUUUUUGAAAGUAACGUUGUUUGAGACUUAAAAAUUUAUGUUUUAACAGAUUUAUUUUGUUAAUUAAUUUAGUGAUCAUUAGAUUAAUAUUAAUGUAGACAUGUAUGGGAAUGAACGAAUUUUUCGAAAGUAUUGGACAUUUAUAACUAUAAUACUUAUCCACCGCGAAGCAGCUUUUGCAAGCGAGCAACUAAUUUUAUUAUAGAGGUUAAUACCGAUUUAUUAUUAAGCAUUGCUACUUAUUACAUGAGAAAGGGAAUCAUUUUGGGUCCAGAAUCAUCGUCGAUGACGAUUUUUAACAUCUACGUUUUGUAGAAAAAGAUAAUUUCUUAUUCAUCUCAUCUCAUGUACUUUGUGCAAAGUAUGAAUAUGUAGUAAACGCGUAAAGGAAGGUAGGCUAAAGAUAACGGAUGAAAUUCUUAUAUUUGGAAGUUUUGAAAACGUGUCAAAAUUCUUUUUCAUGAGCAAAGUAGGUCCCGAUACGGAGUUAGGUAAAAAAUAUAGCUUAUAGUAGUUAUAAUCAAGUGUAAUUUUGAAGGUGUAGUUUGAAAUUGACGAUGAAUAAAUUCCAUAAAAAUAAAA